UCAACGAAUGAAAUAUUGCUUCAGAGCAGCGAGGGUAUACUCGUCCACAUGCCUCGCACAAUCGCCAAAUGUUCAGGUCUUCUUCGUGGUCUACUCGAAACUAUCCCCAGAGAGGUCGAACAAGGAAAGCCAAUACCACUGCACUCGAUCAACGAAGCGACGUUGAAAUUGAUUGAAGAGUGGUAUCAAUAUCACAUUGAUAACCCAAUUGUCUACAAUUUCGAUAAUUACGACAAAAAUAACAAAAUUCAAGACAGGGAGCGGGAGCUUCUCAAUGUUGAUGAGGUCAUGCUUUUGCGCAUAAUA
Molecule: messenger RNA, 306 nt
Organism: Truncatella angustata
Lineage: Eukaryota; Fungi; Ascomycota; Sordariomycetes; Amphisphaeriales; Sporocadaceae
Exons: 1
Biological process (GO): ubiquitin-dependent protein catabolic process
Source: RefSeq, a predicted model, not a curated record